Molecule: messenger RNA, 1009 nt
Organism: Chanos chanos (milkfish)
Lineage: Eukaryota; Metazoa; Chordata; Actinopteri; Gonorynchiformes; Chanidae
Gene: rem1
Product: RAS (RAD and GEM)-like GTP-binding 1
Exons: 5
Coding region: 110-1009 (299 amino acids)
Biological process (GO): negative regulation of high voltage-gated calcium channel activity
Cellular component (GO): plasma membrane
Molecular function (GO): GTP binding; calcium channel regulator activity; GTPase activity
Source: RefSeq, a predicted model, not a curated record
UAACUCGUGAACUUCGUCGACUCGAACGAUCCAAACUUUGCGCGCUCAUGGAGAAUAUUCGGCAGAUUUAAACACUUCAUGACCUUGGUUGUAGGUUGACGUUUCCAAGAUGACACUUAACACUCAGAGAGAGGGUAAGGAACCGUUACAGAGAAGGGCAAGCACUCCUAUCCCUUCAUCUCAUCAGGCUGGCCCGGGGAGCAGAGACCCUCCCGCGGACCUGCAUCACCCACCGCUCGGCCAGUCUGCGUCCUACCACCCCGGGGAUAAGAGCAUUCUCUCAAGGGCUAGCUGGUCUUCAGAUUCAGAGGAGUCGGACAGCUCGGGGGCAGAGUGUCUUUAUCGCGUGGUUUUGUUGGGUGACCAUGGAGUAGGAAAGUCGAGUCUUGCUAAUAUCUUUGCCGGAAUACAAGAGAAAGAUGCACAUAAGCACAUAGGAGAGGAUACCUAUGAGAGAACACUAACUGUGGAUGGAGAAGAGACCACUCUUGUUGUGAUGGAUACGUGGGAAACAGAAAAACAGGAAGAAGAUGAGAAGUGGGUACAGGACUACUGUAUGCAGGUGGGAAAUGCUUACGUCAUUGUCUACUCAAUCACCGACCGCACCAGCUUUGAAAGUGCAUCUGAACUGCGCAUCCAGCUGCGCCGCAUCCGCCAGGCCGAGAACAUCCCCAUUAUCCUUGUUGGCAACAAGAGCGACCUGGUGCGAUCCCGAGAGGUGGCAGUAGAAGAGGGUCGGGCAUGCGCCGUGGUAUUUGACUGCAAGUUCAUAGAGACUUCAGCCUCCCUGCACCAUAACGUGCAUGAGCUAUUUGAGGGAAUUGUGAGACAGAUCCGGCUACGGCGAGACAGUAAAGAGACCAAUGAGCGCCGUCGCUCUGUCUAUAAACGCAAAGAGAGCAUCACCAAGAAGGCCCGACGUUUUCUGGACAGGCUGGUGGCCAAGAACAACAAGAGGAUGGCCCUGAAGGUACGCUCUAAGUCCUGCCAUGACCUCGCUGUGCUUUGA